GAUUGAGGAUAAAUAGAAUCAGUAAAGAUGGCGGCGGCGAGGGACACCGUAAAGAAAAUUGGAUGCUUCACCGUUAUUAUACACAGACAUUGUUCCUUCAGAUAGCUAAAUAUCCAUAUUAAUAAUAACAUAAAGAAGCAACUGACAAAUUGUCUAACAAAUUGUGCUGCGUGGCGUGAUGGUCGCAGCGCUGGGAGCGCCAGCGAUUUGUUUUAGAGAAGACCAAGUGACAGCUCAGUUCUGUGCCUAGUCUACCAGAAAUGGAAUAGCACAACAUUGGGAUCGCAAAGAGAUCUUACUGGGGAUUGAUAAAAAAUAAUUUUCAUGGUCGAAUUGGGCAUACGAUCUCUUCAGUUUAGGGAAUAUAGCCAUUGAACUGGCCCAGUCGCGACACAGCCAGUGUCGAAGUGGGUUGACUCGGUCGUCAUGUAUUUUUUAACUGGCUGGCCGCGGAGGCUACUUUGUCCGCUAAAAAGUGAAGAAGAGCCGUUUCAUAUUCAACCAAGCUCACAUAGGUUUUACUUUGCAGUGCUAUCGGAGACACAACUCAGCAUUUGGUUCAGUCGGCCCAGUGUUCUGGUCGUCAGCUACAUCGAGUCGUCCAAGGCGGCAGCCCAGUUUGGAUUCUACCAGCAGGCAGAAUGGAAACCAGACGACUCCAUGGUGGCUGUGGCUGCUGCCAAUGGAUACGUCCUCCUGUUUGAUGUGAUUGGAGGAGGGGAGGACCGGUAUCUCUACGAACCAGUCUACCCCAAAGGAAGUCCCCGUGUCAAGGUCACCCCAGGCUACAAGGAGGAGCAGUGUGCCCCAGCACUCAGUCUGGAGAUGAAGAAACCUGUGGACCUGGAGGCUCCCAUCACCAGUCUGCAGUCUCUCCAGGAGGACCUGCUGGUGUCCACGGCGGACGGCUAUCUCCACAUCCUCCACUGGGACGGGGUGUCCAACGGCAGGAAGGCCAUCAACCUCUGUACGGUGCCCUUCUCCCUGGACCUGCAGUCUGCCAGAGGCGGUCCUUCUCUGGACCUGGAGGGGGCGUACAUCAGAGACAUGGAGUACUGUGUGACUCUGGACGGCUUCGCAGUGGUGCUGGACGACGGGAGGCUAGGCUUCAUCACCUCACUGGCCAGCACCAUCACUGCUGAUCAGCUGCAGGGCGUGUGGGCAGCAGAUGUGACUGAUGGGAUGUGUGUGGCCGUCAACAACAAGUACAGACUCAUGGCCUUCGGCUGCACCAGUGGGUCAGUGUUAGUGUACAUGAUUGACACCACUACAGGAUCCAUGCAACUGUCUCACAAACUGGAGCUCACCGCCAAACACUAUCCAGACUCGUACAACAAGACUGGUGCGGUCAAAUUGAUCCGCUGGUCGCCUGACUGCAGCGUAGUCAUGGUGACCUGGGAGUGUGGCGGCCUGUCACUGUGGAGCGUGUUCGGAGCUCACCUCAUCUGUACGCUGGGGGAGGACUUCACGUAUCAAUCAGACGGAACAAAGAAAGACCCUAUUAAGAUCAGCUCUAUGAGCUGGGGGGCAGAGGGCUACCACCUGUGGGUGAUUCCUACCAGGGGGGCGGGGCCUGGGGAGGAGUCGGGGGAGGAGAUGUCUGCGGCCCCGCCCCCCUCCCAGCAGGCAGGCAUCCUGCAGUUCCCCUUCAUCAAGAGCGCCCUGACUGUUAACCCCUGCACGAGUAACCAGGAGCAUGUGCUGCUGCAUGGAGAAGACCGCCUCCUCCUGACCUGCGGUGACCCCACGCAGGCUGCCAGCGCCUCCGAGCACCCCCACCCCCACCCGCAGGACAGCAGCCCCCCCCACCAGCCCCCCCCCGCCCCCUCCCCGUCAUCGCUCUCUCAGGGACUCAGCACUUUACUGGGACACAAGCACUGGCAUGUUGUCCAGAUCCACAGCACAUACCUAGAGAGCAACUGGCCCAUACGGUUUGCAGCGAUCGACACGGCGGGCCAGUGCAUGGCAGUGGCAGGGAGGCGGGGCUUUGCACAUUACUCCCUCCACACCAGGAAGUGGAAGCUGUUUGGAAACAUCACUCAGGAGCAGAGCAUGACGGUGACUGGAGGGCUGUCCUGGUGGAACGACUUUCUUGUUGUUGCCUGUUACAACUUCAUCGACCGGCAGGAGGAGUUGAGACUGUACCUGCGGUCGUCUAACCUGGACAACGCCUUCGCCUCCACCACCAAGCUGCACUGUGACUCCCUGCUGCUCAACGUGUUCCGGGACAUGGUGAUCCUCUUCAGAGCCGACUGCUGCAUCUGCCUGUACAGGCUGGAGAGGAGGCAGGACGGUCCUAACCUGUGGGCCAGCGUGGAGCUGCUGCAGGAGGUGUCCAUGACGCGCUACAUCCCUCACCCUGCCCUGGUGGUGUCUGUCACCCUCACCUCCGUACGCACCGAGACCGGCAUCUCUCUCAAGGCCCCACAGCAGGCUGGCAUGGCUGAGAGCAUCAUGUUGAACCUGGCUGGCCAGCUCAUCAUGUUGCAGAGGGACCGGUCUGGACCCCAGGUACGAGACAAGGAGACCCCCCCCAACCACGAGAAGCUGCUCCCGUUCUGCCCCCCGGUGGUCCUGGCCCAGUGCGUUGAGAACGUGUGGACCACGUGCCGCAGCAACCGCAAGAAGCGCCACCUGCUGGAGGCACUGUGGCUGUCGUGCGGCGAGGCGGGCAUGAAGGUGUGGCUGCCGCUGUUCCCCCGCGACCACCGCAAGCCGCACUCCUUCCUGUCGCGGCGCAUCAUGCUGCCGUUCCACAUCAACAUCUACCCGCUGGCCGUGCUGUUCGAGGACGCGCUCGUCCUGGGCGCCAGCAACGAGACGGUGCCGUACGACGGGCUGCAGGGCCGGCGGGCGCCCCUGGAGGCGCUGUUCCCCUACUGCACGGUGGAGCGCACCUCCCAGAUCUACCUGCACCACAUCCUGAGGCAGCUGCUGGUGAGGAACCUGGGCGAGCAGGCCCUGCUGCUGGCCCAGUCCUGCGCCUCGCUGCCCUACUUCCCCCACGUCAUGGAGCUCAUGGUCCACGUGGUCCUGGAGGAGGAGGCCACGUCGCGGGAGCCCAUCCCCGACCCCCUGCUGCCCACCGUGGCCAAGUUCAUCACCGAGUUCCCCCUAUUCCUCCAGACCAUCGUGCACUGCGCCCGCAAGACCGAGUACGCGCUCUGGAACUACUUGUUUGCCGCCGUCGGCAACCCCAAAGACCUGUUUGAGGAGUGUCUGAUGGCGCAGGACCUCGACACGGCCGCCUCCUAUCUCAUCAUCCUGCAGAACAUGGAGGUUCCUGCCGUGAGCCGGCAGCACGCCACGCUGCUCUUCAACACGGCGCUGGAGCACGGCAAGUGGGACCUCUGCCGUAACAUGAUCCGCUUCCUCAAGGCCAUUGGCUCGGGGGAGAUGGAGACCCCGCCCCCGACGCCCACCACUCAGGAGCCCAGCUCUACAGGAGGGUUUGAGUUCUUUCGUAACCGCAGCAUCAGUCUGUCUCAGUCAGCUGACGGCCUCGCCGCCGGCAAGUUCAGCCUGCAGAAGACCUACAGCAUGCCCUCAGGACCCUGCGCUAAAGGGGCUGAUAGGUGGAGCAAGGAGGAGAGUGCAGAGAACAUGUACAUAGACAUGAUGUUGUGGCGCCACGCCCGCCACCUGCUGGAGCAGGUGCGCCUCAAAGACCUGGGCUGCUUCUCCGCCCAGCUGGGCUUCGAGCUGAUUGGCUGGCUGUGCCGCGAGCGCACGCGCGUGGCCCGCGUCGACGACUUUGUCACCGCCCUCAAGCGCCUGCACAGGGACUUCCUGUGGCCGUUUCCGGUCAUCCCGGCGUGCUCUCUGAGCUCGCCGCUCAAGAACGGACGCUGCCGCGGGGUCCUGAGCUCGCGCUUGCUGAAGUCCCAGUCGGCCGACAGCCUGGUGAACAGUGACAUGGACACGGCGCCCCCACAGUCCGCGCGGCGCAACCACGCCUGGCUGGACGCCAUGGGGGCGGAGCCUAAGGAGACGGACUCCAGCUCCUCCCACAGCCCCCAGACACACGAGGCCUUCCUGUCGCCGCUCAUGGGUAAAGCGGAGGAUUGCAGUAUCGGCUCUGCUACAGACCUGACAGAGACCAGCUCAGUGGUGGAUGGGGAUUGGACGAUGGUGGAUGAGAACCUGACGUCCCUGUGCCUCAGCCAGGCGGAGCUAGAACACAUCUCCAUGGAGCUGGCCAAUAAGGGCCCUCACAAGUCCCAGGUGCAGCUCAGGUACCUCCUGCAUGUCUUCAUGGAGGCGGGGUGUCUGGAGUGGUGUGUUGUGAUUGGUCUGAUCCUACGCGAAGCCAGCGUGAUCCAGCAGGUGAUUGGCUUCCUGGACAGUCCUGAGGUUCCUGCCGAGACCGUCCAGGGAGUCCGCAGCGGUCUGCUGGCCGUAGAUGCCUGGGCCUCCACUGAUUGCCUGGGCUACAAGCCCUUCCUCAGCCUCAUCCGGCCCCAGCUGCAGCAGCUGAUGGAGGUGGUGGUGGAGCAGGUGCAGCCGGAGGUCUUCCAGCCCGCCAACCCCUCCAAGCUGGGGGCGGAAGGGGGGAUCCCGACCCCCCGGGCGGCAGAGGACAGCCUGAUUCGAGGGGGGGCCUCUGGCCUGGGCAUGGCCCUCCCCUCCAUGGACCCCCCCGGAGCCUUCCCCAGACCAGCCGAGGACAGGCCCCUGGAGGAGCAGGUGGAGCAGGUUAACGAGGAGGGGGCCUAUGACUGCACCCUGUCCUGACCUUUGUGACCGGGGUGGGGUGGUCAGGGGUCACUGGUGGAGAGACAUGGGGAUUUGACGAGGACACCUCCAAUUGGCUUUUGGGGUUUGGCUGACUGACAGGAAAAUUGACUGCAGAUCAAUUUUGUGGUGAAUGAAUGCAGAGAUUGCGUGUGCGCGUCUGAGUUCUUCUUCUGUGGUUCUUCAGGGCAGUAUUAUCCACUUGUAAGACGUCUGGCCGUCUGAUUUCCACAGACAGACAGCUGGAUGGGACAGUCGUACCCACACGUGAGAGAGAGAGAGAGAGGUCGAGAGAGAAGGAAGUGGUCUCAUAUAUUUCAUACCUCAUAUUGAACAACGGUUUUAGGAUAUUUUGGGAUAGCUUUGUCAUGUCCUGGUGUUCUUUCGAAAAGCCUUCAUCCUUGACCCAUUAACCCCCCCCCCCCCCCUCCUCCCAACACACACACACACACCACCCACCCAGCACACCAGGCGUCCAGCUCUGACAGAGUCCUGUCCAAUUUCAGCACAGUGUGUGUGUGUGUGUUCAGCAUCAGUACAUGAAUAGGGUUGUCAAGACGAUACUAAAACAUUGGUGCAUAAAACAACAAUGACAUAGGCGCGUGUCUGCGGAUUCAGACUACAGACACCAUUAGGUAUGAUUAUGAUUCCCGUUUCCCCGGCUACCAUGUCGCCGUGGUUCCGUGGACACCAUUCUUAGUCUCCACUACAGACUACAAACAUGGUGCCCUCUUCAAGUCCAUCAGUAUUAAAUUGUGCAAUUUUGAAAUGUAGUUUUAUCAUGUAUUUUCUCCUUCUAUGGUUUUAGUCUUUGUUUUUAAAUUGACAAAAGAAAGGACUUUUCUCAGACUUGAUUCUCCAUUUGGUUGUUUUAUCAAGCUGUCACUUUCAUGUUUUUGGACCAAAAUGUAUUGAGUGUAAAUCAGGAUUCAGAGCUGAGUGACGUUUUUGUUGUUAUUUUUUGCUCUUUCUCUGAUUUGCGGUCAUUUUAGAGAUGACAUUGUCAGGUUAGAAACAUACUCUUUAUGGCCCUGACCGAACACCGUCAAUCAAUCAAACUGAUAUUCAGCUUGAUCGAUGGAUCACCUAGCUUUAAUAUUGCUCAUUUCCUGCCAGUCCAGAGUUUCUCUCAGCAUAUGCAUGGGUCAGGAGGGACCAGUCAGGGCCUCACAGCAGACGGCAGCACAACUACGGAACCAGAUAACCAAAGACUCACGGACCAGCGACCGUCUCUGGUUCUCUAGUCGUCUAGUCAGAGAUGGGUGAGGCUGGGCGGACCGGAGCACUUCUUUGUGAUAUGGAAAGGACCGGAGGUUCCAGCGAAGCGCCCUGCUAGGUGAGGAGGAGGAGCCGUGUUCCUCAGCCUGUCCUGUAGGACCGGCUCAUGAGCGCUGGCUUACAAGCAGCCAUUUAGUCUUUUUUUUUUUUUUGUCUGUUCCUGUCCUGUCAGACGUUUGGAAGUGUGGUACUAUCUUCACUAUCACUAUUCACCUGUCCUAGAUCACCCCCUGGGAGUUAGUGGUUUGGGGCGGGGGGGGGGUUUGGUUUAGGACGAACGCCCUCCGAUCAUGUCAGUAUCGGCUCCCCCGUGUUCUGAAGACAAAGAUAGAGACACGAGGAGCACAUCUUCAAUGCAGUGUACAGAUAGCCUCUCUCCCUAGUACGGUUAUGGCCUUUUCUACUCAUGUAUCGGUUUUCUAUUUGAUUUUUUUUCUCCUUGUAAAUAAAGAUCAAUAAAUUAUUUUCUA
Molecule: messenger RNA, 6482 nt
Organism: Osmerus eperlanus (European smelt)
Lineage: Eukaryota; Metazoa; Chordata; Actinopteri; Osmeriformes; Osmeridae
Gene: ric1
Product: RIC1 homolog, RAB6A GEF complex partner 1
Exons: 26
Coding region: 427-4734 (1435 amino acids)
Biological process (GO): retrograde transport, endosome to Golgi; intracellular protein transport
Cellular component (GO): Ric1-Rgp1 guanyl-nucleotide exchange factor complex; Golgi membrane; cytosol
Molecular function (GO): protein binding
Source: RefSeq, a predicted model, not a curated record